Purpureocillium lilacinum is the source of this 1128-nucleotide messenger RNA. RefSeq lists its product as uncharacterized. Lineage: Eukaryota; Fungi; Ascomycota; Sordariomycetes; Hypocreales; Ophiocordycipitaceae. The record is from RefSeq and is a predicted model, not a curated record. Gene Ontology annotation, molecular function: gamma-glutamylcyclotransferase activity.
AUGCCGCACAAGACGUCGUUGGAUGGCGGCCCCUCGGUGGCUUCCGCCGCCCUGGAUAAGGCUGAACUCACAAACUCGCAUCCGCGCCACGGCACAUAUCCUUCCAUCUCGUCAAUACCCAUCACGUCGCAUGAGCGUCUUGUCAAGGCCACGGAGGAUACGGCACCAGGGGUAGACGACGAAUCGCCAGACACCGUCCUGUACCUUGCGUACGGAUCCAACCUGUCGGCCGAAACUUUCCUGGGCAUGCGCAAGAUCCGCCCGCUUUCGCAGGUCAAUGUCUCAGUGCCCAUCUUGCGACUGACGCUCGAUCUGCCCGGCGUGCCGUAUCGGGAGCCGUGCUUUGCCAACGUCGGCUUCAGAGAGCUUCCAGAAAAGCCAACGAUUCCCGACCCGACCAAGCCAAAGCUACCGCCGCUGGAUCCUUCAGACCCAGGAUACGAGUGGGAUGGUCAUCUGAUGGGUGUCGUCUACGAAGUCACCAAGAAGGACUGGCGCACAAUCAUGCGCACAGAAGGCGCGGGCUCGAGCUACAAGGAAAUCGUUGUGCCCUGCAUCCCCAUCAAGCCCAAGAUCGCCGUGCCAGAGACGCCGGGGUUUCCAAGCCUGCCGAAGCCAUUCUUCGCGCGGACGCUCUACGCGUCCUACAUGCCCGACGGCGGUCAUGAUGAUCCCCGGAAGUGCACAUGGUGGUACCGCUUGACGCACGGCCGCCAGCGUCCGAACCCGGGGUACGCCCAAGCCAGCGCCCGCUACUUGAAGCUGCUUAAGGACGGUGCAAGGGAGCACGAGCUGCCGGACGUAUACCAGAAGUACUUGGCGUCGUUGGAGCCGUACAUGCUUACCCACCGACGGCAGAAGAUUGGACAGGUGCUGUUCCUGGGCGCAUGGGCGCCGCUGCUCAUCAUCUUCUUGACCAUGACGGGCCUGAUGGCGGACGAGACGGGCAAGCUCCCGGGAUGGCUCGCUGGCGGCGUGACCGCCAUGUUCAAUCUCAUGUGGAUCAGCUACGACUCCGUGUAUAGCAAGAUAUUUGGCGAUGGCGAGAGGACCGAGGCCGAGCGGGAUGCGACGGGUUCGCCGGACGAAGAGAAGACGUCUCUGCUGGCCAACGGCCACGGACGGUAG